Linnemannia hyalina is the source of this 3636-nucleotide messenger RNA. The record is from the annotation of a GenBank genome assembly. NCBI's taxonomy places the organism in Eukaryota, Fungi, Mortierellomycota, Mortierellomycetes, Mortierellales, Mortierellaceae.
AUGCUUGGCCAGGAACGUCCUCCAGUACCAAGGACCACCGCCACCAACGCCCGCUUCAGCUACCACGCCGACAGCUUUGACUCGGUCUCAAGCUCAAGCGGAGCAAAGACCACCUCCACUACCACCGCACGAAAGAGAGUCACCCAGCACUCGUUUCCUUCUUCAGGAACCCAACCCCAACAACAGCAGACAUACUCAAAACCACAAAAGCAGCCAACAGGUGGAGAUCACACGCGACAUCGAUCAGCAUCAGUCGCUUCGACAGCAACAACGUCAAGGAUCCUGCCCUCGCCCGAGGCUGUCCUUGCCAAAGAGAAAGAGUUCAUGGCCAACACUCGUAUCUUGGCCAUGUCCAGCCUCAUCGACUCGUUCGCUUUGUCUUCACAAUCCAAGCAAGGAUUUUACGGCAAACAGCUAAAGAUCAUUGGCACAGUCAACCCUUGGUCGUCUUCAUCUAUAACGACCACAUCCUCCACGGGAUCAGAACUUGAUGUCACAGUAAAGGUUCACAUUAUCGACAACACAUGGACGACCUGCCCAUUGCUACCACCAUCAACCAUCCUUCACCGUUGGAACGUCACCUACUUGAGCCCAUCUGCUACGGGAGAGAACGAGUAUACUCAGGAAGACUUUGGGGGUCUUGACCUCGGCGCUUCCAAGGACGAAAAGGAUGUUUCAUCGUCAUGGAUGCAGGCAACCGCGGACAGGAUAGAGACUCUCUCGCCAGCCUCAUCACCAACAUUCGACUCCCGCCCAAAGAGACCGUUCUCUGUUGCGUCUGCAUCAUCCUUUACAGCACAAGCAAGGGCGCCAGUAACUCACGUUGCCGUCAUUUCGAAUGCUUUAUGCUUUGUUGCGAACAAAGCUGGAGACUACUUGGUUCAUUUGUCGAUCCAUGUGCCGUUUGUUGUCGGUUCUGACAAUGUCAUCCACCUCUCGCAUAUCCCCAAAUGCAGGAGUAACUUUCUGAAGCUCGAAGUACUCCAACCCUCUUCGACUGAACAGGACAAUACUACUCUGGCAUCAGAGAUGACAGGCAGUGGCACCAAGUCUCCUAAUCUACACAGACGCGAGUCGGAGAACGCAGCAGAUGGAUUCGACUUUAAUGUCCACCCGCCGAUCAUGUCCUUGGAUGAGACCCACUUAAACCCAGAGUCAGACGAGGAUGCUCAGUUCUGGCUUGAGGUUCAGGAACAACUGGUUGGACGCGACGAGUUUGUGGGCAAGUUGGUCUCGGUAGAUGGAAAGCAGGACCCCUCUGGGGCUGAAUCAGGAGACAAUGAAGACAAUCAACUUUCGGGAGAACGAGAUCGUCCAUUUGAGGUUGCAGGAUGUUUUGCCCCGAGCUCCUCGCUACAUGUCUCGUGGAUGUCCCGGUCGGCUACCGAUUUCGUUCGGGAUGUCGAACAGGAUAUGACCGUCCGCAUAAUGGGAAUGCCCGACCAAAAGCAGCCUUCAUCUCUUCUUCAAGAUCGCAAGAGGAAGGACCCAGCCGAGAUUCAUGCACAGGACACCGUCGCUACGUCCGAGGAUCCAGCAGAGGAGGAAUACGAUCAUCUGGAGAUGGACGAUAGCGACUUGAUCAUUGCCGUGGAGGACGCCAUCACGGUGAAAAUCCAAAAGCUGGGGUGGAAGCAGCCAUACAUGGACGUGACCAUUAGUUUCAAGGAUUCUAGCUCGGAGCACGGCCUGUCAAGCGACAUCACGUUGUUGGAUCUUACCGGCGACGCAGUUCAGGAUUGGGAAGCGCUACCGACAACAGCUCACGAUGCAAUGGUAGAUCAUGGCAUUGAAAAGGAUGCUACAGAUGACUCUUCCAAGGAGCCAACCCAGACGUUCCGAGUGUGGUUCUUUGCCGGCACAGAAGGCACUACUGCCGUGAACAUGCGAUUCCAGGCAUGCCAGGCUGUCAAUGUAGGCUACGGAAAGAACAUCGUCUGUCACACACCAAAAGUCCGCAUUGCUGGGGCAAGCACAGACAAAGGACAGAUUCACAUAUACACCAACAACGACCUGAUGAUCCGAGGAGUCAGCCCACACCUUGUUGACGAGACCUUUGUCGACUGCCAUUCACCACUGGAGGACAGUGCUUCAUUGGUCCGAUAUCCAAACGAACGCCACUUCCAGUACCAGACCAUUGACUACUGUCUCGCCGUCACGGCACAACGCUACCAAGCCCUGGCGCGCAUUGCAAGGAUCGAGCGGGUCCGCGUCGAGAUUGGGCUGAGUGCACAACAGCAACCAGGAUUUGCCCGCGUCAUUCUGUCGAACGUUGUUCUGCCUCAGCAGGACGAUCCCUAUCUUCGACUCUAUCAACUGGACGGUGCCGAAAUCUGGAGUGUGCUGGUGGACGGAUACCCUUGCUCAAAGUCGAUUCAACUUCAAGACCAGAAAUCGUCCGGUCGACGAACUGUCCUCGUUCCUAUCCCUGAGGAAUCAACACUCGACAAUGAGGGGCUGCACCAAGUCGAGGUUAGCUACGGAUUCAACUCGUUCGACCUAUUGGAGGAGGCGUCACGCGAAGAGUCGGCUUCCUCCGCUAUGAGGCUUGUUGUCCCUGGGUUCAGUCUCCCUGUCGGCGAGUACAUUGUUGUCGCCAGUCUUCCCAAACUCCCACAAGACAUGGAUUAUGAGGAGCCGACGGGCGACUUUGAGGUGCUGUCCACGCAAGGUCAGCCAGGACAGAGGAGGACGAUCACAUAUGGGGCGUACAUGACUCUUGGAAGGCCAAAGCUUUCUUUCCGGAUCAUCAAACUCACAUCAAACCCCCCGCCCACCGACAGCACACCUACCGAUGCCGCGGGGCCUGCUCAACCAGAGCCAACUGUGGACCCAACUGAGCAACAACAAGGAGCGACUAUCGUGCAUGAUCCUCAGCAACCGCCACCUGUUGCAGGGAGCGUUAUUGUCCAACAAGUACACCAACGACACCCACAACAACCACCAGAGCCUCAGAAUCCGCACGCCGAGCAGGGAUUGGAUGGUGAGAUUCUCCCAGUGCAGGAUGGUGCUCCAUGCACUGCGUCAGGACACGGAUCCAACUCGGCACCGCAGAUCGGAGCUCCUGCUCUUCAAUCCGGCACACCUACUGGUAAAGGAGGCUACUCCUUGGAAUUUCUCACAGCGCAACAAGUGUUUGACCUGGUUCGCGGUUGGUGGAAGCAUGUGAUGGUCGUGAUUGGAGCAGUCAUGCUGGUCAUCAUGAUCAUCAAUGUGGCUGCGUUCCAGGAGACGGGAUCAACAUCGCUGGAUUUGGUGACCAUGCCUGCUUGGGUCCGCCCGUUUGUGAUUAUGAAGCGGUUCUGGACAUCGGACUCUAGGACAUCGCCAUCAUCAGCGUCGUCUUCGUCGAGUUCACAGGACAACUGGGACAACUGGGACCGAGGAUUCGAGGAUACGGAGGAGGAGGAGUUUGUUGUUCCGGAGAAGAUUGUUACCGUGACGACGACGAUCGAGCAGGCAGGCCCUCAAACGACUGUGGAGGCCAGUCAUACUCGCGACUUGGAGAUAUUGCCUCGACCUAAACCGAAGAAUCCGGAUGGCGAUGGCGACGCCGAGGAUGGAUCUCGAAGGCCCAAGGGACUGAUGAAGUUUAUUCAGACCCUGAAGGACAUUGUUCAAGGGUUGAAGGGAUAA